Solea solea (common sole) is the source of this 1144-nucleotide messenger RNA. RefSeq lists its product as uncharacterized. Gene Ontology annotation, biological process: immune response. Gene Ontology annotation, molecular function: tumor necrosis factor receptor binding. Gene Ontology annotation, cellular component: membrane. The record is from RefSeq and is a predicted model, not a curated record. The coding region runs from base 43 to 774 and encodes 243 amino acids. NCBI's taxonomy places the organism in Eukaryota, Metazoa, Chordata, Actinopteri, Pleuronectiformes, Soleidae. The transcript has 4 exons.
UUUCAGAGGAGAAGCCACUGAACAGCUGACACCAAGAUCAAGAUGGGACCAAAUCCAGGCGGAGGGACCUGUGGAGGAGAUGCAGAGCGGAGUUUGGGUUACUGCGACGACACGGCCCUUAUCCUCAUCAAACACUGCCGCAACAUGAGGCGACAGGAUUUCUUCCUCAGACUCAUCAACCUGCUGGUGCUCACCUGUGCUGCAUUCUUCAUCUGCUCCAUCUGUGCCGGUUCAUGGACUCGUCAAAGCUCCGGGGAACAGACAAGCACCGAAGAGCAGCGUGCCGUCUACUUGAAGCAGGAGAGCCAGUUUCCCUCAGAACCUGCUACGACUAAAAACAACAACCAAGGAUUCAACAUUCAACUCAGGUCUCUGUCUGACCGUAACACUGAGGUGAAAAAGGUCAAAUGGGAGGUGGAGAAUUUAAACAUGCGCAACCAGUACAAGGAAGAGCGGCAAGCCAUCGUGAUUCCUCGCGAUGGCGUCUACUUCAUCUACGCCAGGUUUCAGUUGGCAUGCCACAAAAAUUUUCCAUUGAAGUUCAACCCAUUGUAUGUGGAGUUGGACUGGUGGAGUGAGGCUUAUGAUAAACCGCAGUUUCUCAUGCAAGUCAAGGACGGUUUGGCAUGCGAGAACCAAUCCAUGGGCGGGGGGUACAGGAACGUGUUUAUGGGGCAGCUCUUUAAUCUGACGACAGAUUAUCAUGUGAGUGUCAAUGUCUUGAGAGGCUACGAACUGAUCACCAUGGCUUAUUUCGGAGCCCAUCUUACAUAAAGUAUGUCAUUUCUGCCACGGGGGGGGGGGGUCUUAAUUAAAGCAAUCAACCAAAGACUUAGUGCGCCUCUGGUGGCAGAACAUGUGGCAAACGGUAAUGAUUUGUUGUGAUCAUACGCAAUAAAAUAAGCAAAACUAAAGACAACACACUGGAUAACAAGUAGAGGCGGAAUAUUUCCUUCCUCAUUCCUCAAUGAUAUUAAAGCACGUAGCCAAAAACAAACAGCUUGUUACUUGGAUACACAGAUUUACUGGAUUUAAAAUGUGUAGAUUAGGUUGUUUUUUUUCUAAUAGUAGUACAGUACGCAACUAAAUUUUUAACAUUGUUCUCAUUGUUUCUGGAUAUUUUAAUACAGACAUUUUACAUGUU